This is a messenger RNA of Dendronephthya gigantea, 1338 nucleotides long. Its product is annotated as transmembrane protein 107-like. The coding region runs from base 96 to 494 and encodes 132 amino acids. NCBI's taxonomy places the organism in Eukaryota, Metazoa, Cnidaria, Anthozoa, Malacalcyonacea, Nephtheidae. The record is from RefSeq and is a predicted model, not a curated record. Gene Ontology annotation, cellular component: MKS complex. Gene Ontology annotation, biological process: non-motile cilium assembly; protein localization to ciliary transition zone. The transcript is spliced from 5 exons.
UAAACAUGGCGGACAUAUAAUGCAUAUUCCAUGGAGACAUAUUUUCGCUUAUUUCUCAAACAAAAUGUAAAAUAUCAAGCAGUUUUAGUUGCAAUAUGAGUGUAGGAAGUCUUAUACCUGUACGAUUUCUUACAUUAACUGCACAUCUCGUUAUAACCAUUGUGAUAUUUUGGUCAAAGGAUGCCAAUCUUCUAGAGUGCCUACCAUUAUCAUAUUCCCAGAAGGAAUAUGAUGACAAGGAUACAACUUUGGUGAUUGGUUUAUCUUUAAUGCUGGCCUUUCUUGGAAUAGAAUUGCUAAGUUUCCUUGGCGGAGUUUCAAUGUUUAAUGCUUCGGCUUCCAUGUUUUCAAUUGCGGCCCAUGGCAUUGGCACCAUUUCCUUGUCUUUUUUCAUCUUUGAUUCGUGGGAUUGUGACAGAUUUUGGUAUAUUUUUGGAUUUUGCAGUGCUUUUCCAGUAUUAAUUGAAAUCAUUGUGAUGGUCGCUGUUUCCUAAAACGAGGAAUGUGAAGUUUUAGUGAUAUUCAGUGUGCACGUAUGUACACUUCCAAAUACCGGUAUGCAACUUGUGUGUGUGUGAAUAAAACUGCUGUCGUCCCAGAACAUAUUUGAUCAUGGGAAUAUCUGUCUGUCAUGUAAAGAAUGAAGCCAGACCUAAGUUUCACUUGUAUAUAUUGACAAUAUAUAAUUGUCGCUUAAUAGCGAUUUUUAAGAACUGGGCAUACUGUAUAUAGGUUGUAAAUAAACUAAUUUACAUGCAAAUGAUAAGUAGCACGCAACCAUAUAUAUGCCCAAUGCUAAAGUGUCAGAACCGUAUAAUGUCUGGACUAUAGAUACGCCGUCUUUUGAGAUAAAUAAUAUGUUUUUCAAUGCCAAAAAGACGCUACAUUUCAACAAUACUUCCAUUUUCCGUUAUUUGCAAUAAAAAAUUGACUUUAGUCUACAUUUCUAGUGAGGUAAACAGUAAUAUGCAUCGCAUAUUUGGAUUGUUCUCAGGAUUUGCAUGAUCAAAGUUGACGAUGAUUUGAUGAACGUCGUUUCACUACUCGGUGUGAUGGCGUGAGCAUGUCAUUUUUGGGCUCUAUUGCGGGUAAUAAAAUGACGUAUCGUCUGUUGACAGGUAUCUUUGCCGACAGCAGGUACUUGUGUAGCAUUAAUAUGCGCUUGCUUUGUCCUAAAGCGGAAAAAAACUUAAUAUUGUCUACUGUUGUGUGAAAAAUGUAUUCAAGUGCAGAAUCGGAUUUAACUAGUAACGCUUAUCAGUGCAAAAUCCAAGCUAAACAAGAAUUGGAAGCAGAGGAGUUGUGUUAAAUUACUAAAUAAAUUAUUCGUUAAACAGA